CCCCUUCCCCAAUCUUUUCUCCAGGAAUCUCUGGCUUUGGGACAGGUUGGCUGUAGUUAGGUUGGGGGAGGUGUCCAGGCUGAGUGCAUGUCCUGGGCCACCAGCCAAGAGAACACGACGUUCCCAAGUGCGCUGGCCGCCGCCCUCUCGGGCUGGCCGCCUCCCAAACCGCUGCCUCUCCAACCUCCCUGCCCCACAUUCCCUGGUUGCCUCGACCCGCCUCCUUCCUCUGCUUUGACGUCACCGUUGUCUCCCGCCCCCUCUCCUCCUUUGACGGCAGCAGAGCCUGGUUACUGUGGGGACAGUGAGGCAGGACGACCUGGGCCUUAGGAGUGGGUGGAGACUGCUGGAGCUCAGCACCUUUUUUUCUACGUAAAAGACAGAUCUGGAGGUGGGCGAGCAAGGACUGCCUGGGUCAGGGGAGUUCACACCUAAAUUCCCCAAGGAGAGCUGGGGAGGAGAAAAACUGUUUCCAGAGAAGAGGUUCUGGAAAUGACACAAGGAUAGAUCCACAGUAUAUGGGGGUGGGUUGGGGAGGACAGCAUCAGUUUCAAGGAGAUUGAGAAUCAGGCUCCUGUAUCCUUUGUUUUGUUUUCUUGCUUCGGUUUUUCUGGGUUAUUUUAUAACACUCCUGUGUCCCAGCUUUUCCACAGAGCGGCCCCCGUCCCUCUCACCCACCCAAGGGAAACACCAUUGUUAAGGAAAGCUUAGGCCACGUGACAGGGAGGGGCAGGCACUCACAUCUGACUGUGUUAGCAGUUGCCUGGGACUUGCUUCACCUGCUACCCACAGUUCCAUGAAUCCCUGGGAGGAACUACUGUACUUAAUACUGACUGGAUGAAGGAGCUGUGUAACAGUUCUCCUGGUUGCAAGCGGGCACUUUAUUCCCCCAAAUCAAGCCUCUAUUCUCCUUUUAGGGCUCAGUGCUCUGCUCUUUCCUUCUUUAAAGAAAUGACAAUUUUCAGACCCCCUCUGCACCUCUGAGCCUCAUUCCUUACCUCCUACACCUAUCCAUUUUACAUACAAAAUUAUCAUUUUGUCAUGUUUAUCAAUCACCUAUCAUGUGUUGAGGUCCUGUUCUGAGCACUACAGAGUACAGUGACUAGGAGAUGAAGUCCCAACUGGGCCCCCAAAUCUUUUCCUUUUUCAAGCAGUGGGGAUCACACCCCCUCCCCCCUUCUCUGUCUAGGGCUCCAGCUGGCCUCUUGUCUUUGCUGCCCCCUUCCUCCCUCUAUAGCCCUAGCUUUCUGGCCCUCUCUUUUGGGGCAGUCCUAAGUGUGGGUGGCUCUGUGGAGAGAAGCACUAGUCACUAUGUAGCCUGCGGGGAGACCUAUUCUCCGAUUGGCUGUGGAAACACCUGUCAUUGUUUCCCUUCACAACCUCCAUUGGCUCUGGCUGCCCCUUCCGUUGUCUGUAUUCUCCCUCCACCCACUCACCCUCCAGUCACACGUGGACCCUCACUUGCCCUUCUUUUAGGAUUUGAAGUGUCAGAGGACCAGGUUAGCUUCAUUAUGUAUGAUGACAAGGCUGGAGAGAACCCAGGAAAGAUCAAGCCGGGUUUUGUCGUCCCCCCGCAAAGUUCCUUACAGGGUCCAGCCAUUUCAUCGAGUUUGGUCCAGCUCCCAACGCCUGCCUUCCUUUUCCCUACCCCUGGAUAGGCCAAGUUGUCCUGUUUGGUAAGGCUGGUCAGUUUAGGAAGUAUACAUUUCUUGAGCACUCACUGUGGCCUGGGCAUUUUCCCCAAAGAGGGCCAACUUACCUCCCCUCAUUUUCCUUCCAUUAUUCACUGUGCAAGCCGUCCUGUUUCCAUUGGGCGGUGUUUGCAGCCCUUCAGCCCAGUGCCAGCACCCAGGUCCACGUGCGCCCAUAUGUGUGACACAGCCCUGACCUCAGUGGAGGCCAGUAGCCAAUCAGGCGCCAGGGAGUGAUCCCCAGCCAAUCGGGGGCGGAGCCUACGGCUCUGCGGGCUGGAGGCCAAUGAGGGGCAGCGCCUGGUAUUAUGCAACCCGCCUCCCCGCCUCGCAGAGCUUCUACUCGGCUGCGGGCUGGAAACGGCAUCGAGCAGGCGGCUGGAGGGCGCUCGCACGGCCAGGUGCUGGCUGUGAUCACUCUUAAUCCUCAGAGACAGAUUCCACCUCACUCCCUCAGCCAGGCCUCAAAGCCCCCUUGGGUGUGCGUGGUGACAUCUCCACCCUCUCUGUUUUCCUGUUCACCUCCACAUGGCCCAGACAUGAGUGGCCCCUUGGAAGGGGCUGAUGGGGGAGGGGACCCUAGGCCAGGAGAAUCCUUUUGUCCUAGAGAAGUCCCAUCCCCUGGCCCCCCGCAACACCGGCCUUGCCCAGGCCCCAGCCUGGCUGAUGACACCGAUGCCAAUAGCAAUGGCUCAAGUGGCAAUGAGUCCAAUGGGAAUGAGUCCAGGGGUGCAUCCCAGCGGAGCUCACAUAGCUCCUCCUCUGGCAAUGGCAAGGACUCCGCCCUGUUGGAGACCACUGAGAGCAGCAAGAGCACAAACUCUCAGAGCCUAUCCCCACCCAGCAGUUCCAUUGCCUACAGCCUCCUGAGUGCCAGCUCAGAGCAUGACAACCCAUCUACCAGUGGCUGCAGCAGUGAACAAUCAGCCCGGGCGAGGACUCAGAAGGAACUCAUGACAGCACUUAGGGAGCUCAAGCUUCGACUGCCACCAGAACGUAGAGGCAAGGGCCGUUCUGGUACCCUCGCCACACUACAGUAUGCACUGGCCUGUGUCAAGCAGGUGCAAGCCAACCAAGAUUACUACCAGCAGUGGAGCCUGGAGGAAGGCGAGCCUUGUGCCAUGGAUAUGUCCACCUAUACCCUGGAGGAGCUGGAGCACAUCACAUCUGAGUACACGCUUCGAAACCAGGAUACCUUCUCCGUGGCUGUCUCCUUCCUGACAGGCCGAAUUGUCUACAUUUCGGAGCAGGCAGGUGUCCUGCUACGGUGCAAGCGGGAUGUGUUCCGGGGUGCCCGCUUCUCAGAGCUCCUGGCUCCCCAGGAUGUGGGUGUUUUCUAUGGCUCUACUGCUCCAUCUCGUCUGCCCACAUGGGGCACUGGGGCCUCUGCAGGUUCAGGCCUCAAGGACUUUACUCAAGAGAAGUCUGUCUUCUGCCGUAUCAGAGGAGGUCCUGACCGGGAUCCAGGGCCUCGGUACCAGCCAUUCCGGCUAACCCCAUAUGUGACCAAGAUCCGAGUCUCAGAUGGGGCCCCCGCACAGCCAUGCUGCUUGCUCAUUGCAGAGCGCAUCCACUCGGGUUAUGAAGCUCCCCGGAUCCCCCCUGACAAGAGAAUCUUCACCACUCGGCACACACCCAGCUGCCUAUUCCAGGAUGUGGAUGAAAGGGCUGCUCCACUGCUGGGCUACCUACCCCAGGACCUCCUGGGGGCCCCAGUGCUCCUCUUUCUGCAUCCCGAGGACCGGCCUCUCAUGCUGGCCAUCCACAAGAAGAUCCUGCAGCUGGCCGGCCAGCCCUUUGACCACUCCCCUAUCCGCUUUUGUGCCCGCAAUGGGGAGUAUGUCACCAUGGACACCAGCUGGGCUGGCUUCGUACAUCCCUGGAGUCGCAAGGUGGCCUUUGUGUUGGGCCGCCACAAAGUACGCACGGCACCCUUGAAUGAGGACGUGUUCACUCCGCCAGCCCCCAGCCCAGCUCUGUCCCUAGACUCUGAUAUACAGGAGCUCUCAGAGCAGAUCCACCGGCUGCUGUUGCAGCCUGUGCACAGCUCCAGCCCCCCUGGGCUUUGUGGAGUUGGCCCUGUGGCAUCCCCAGGUCCUCUUCAUAGCCCUGGCUCCUCCAGUGAUAGCAAUGGGGGUGAUGCUGAGGGGCCUGGGCCUCCUGCUCCAGUGACUUUCCAGCAGAUCUGUAAGGAUGUGCAUCUGGUGAAACACCAGGGACAGCAGCUUUUCAUUGAGUCCCGGGCCCGGCCUCCACCCCGGCCUCGCCUCCCUGCCACAGGAACAUUCAAGGCCAAGGCCCUUCCCUCACAGUCCCGAAACCCAGAGCUGGAGGCUGUCCCUGCUCCCAUCCAAUCCCCAUUAUCCUUGGCCCCUGAGGAGGCUGAGAGGAAAGAAACCUCCAGCUGUUCCUACCAGCAGAUCAACUGCCUGGACAGCAUCCUCAGGUACCUGGAGAGCUGCAACAUCCCCAGCACGACCAAGCGAAAAUGUGCCUCCUCUUCCUCCUGUACUGCCUCCUCAGCCUCUGAUGAUGACAAGCAAAGGACAGGUCCAGUCCCUGUGGGGGCCAAGAAAGAUCCACCGUCGGCAUUGCUGUCUGGGGAGGGGGCCACUCCUCGGAAGGAGCCAGUGGUGGGAGGCACCCUGAGCCCGCUCGGCCUGGCCAAUAAGGCAGAGAGUGUGGUGUCUGUCACCAGUCAGUGUAGCUUCAGCUCGACCAUCGUCCAUGUGGGAGACAAGAAGCCCCCGGAGUCGGACAUCAUCAUGAUGGAGGACCUGCCUGGUUUAGCUCUGGGCCCAGCCCUCAGCCCGGCCCCCAGCCCCACAGUAGCUCCUGACCCAGCCCCAGAUGCCUACCGCCCAGUGGGCCUGACCAAGGCCGUGCUGUCCCUGCACACACAGAAGGAAGAGCAAGCCUUCCUCAGCCGCUUCCGAGACCUUGGCCGGCUACGUGGACUUGACGGCUCUUCCACAGCCCCCUCGGCCCCUGGGGAACGAGGCUGCCACCAUGGCCCCACGCCCCCCAGCCGCCGACACCACUGCCGAUCCAAAGCCAAGCGCUCACGCCGCCAUCAGACCUCCCGUGCUGAAGCCCCCUGCUAUGUCCCCCACCCCUCACCUGUACCGCCCUCUGGCCCCUGGCCACCCCCACCAGCCACUACCCCCUUUCCAGCAGUGGUCCAGCCCUACCCCGUCCCAGUGUUCUCCCCCCGAGGAGGUCCCCAGCCUCUUCCCACUGCCCCCACCUCUGUGCCCCCUGCCACCUUCUCUACCCCCCUGGUAACCCCAGUGGUGGCCUUGGUGCUACCUAACUAUCUGUUCCCCACCCCAUCCAGCUAUCCCUAUGGGGUACACCAGGCCCCUGCUGAGGGGCCCCCUACCCCUGCCUCCCACUCGCCUUCACCGUCCCUGCUGCCACUGCCCCCUAGCCCCCCGCACCACCCGGACUCCCCACUGUUCAACUCAAGAUGCAGCUCUCCACUCCAGCUUAAUCUGCUGCAGCUGGAGGAACCCUCCCGCACUGAGGGGGGUGCUGUUGCAGGGGGCCCUGGGAGCAGUGCUGGGCCCCCCCCACCUUCUGCAGAGGAGGCUGCGGAGCCAGAGACCAGACUGGUGGAGGUAAAUGAGUCCUCUAAUCAGGAUGCGCUGUCUGGCUCCAGUGACCUGCUGGAGCUGCUGCUCCAAGAGGACUCUCGCUCUGGCACAGGCUCUGCAGCUUCAGGCUCCCUGGGCUCUGGCUUGGGCUCCGGGUCUGGCUCAGGCUCCCAUGAGGGUGGCAGCACCUCAGCCAGCAUUACUCGCAGCAGUCAGAGCAGCCACACAAGCAAGUACUUCGGCAGCAUUGACUCUUCAGAGGCUGAGGCUGGGGCUGCUCAGGCCCAGGCUGAGCCAGGGGACCAGGUCAUUAAGUAUGUGCUCCAGGAUCCCAUCUGGCUGCUCAUGGCCAAUGCUGACCAGCAUGUCAUGAUGACCUACCAGGUGCCCUCCAGGGACAUGGCUUCAGUGCUGAAGCAGGACCGGGAGCGGCUCCGGGCCAUGCAGAAGCAGCAGCCUCGGUUCUCAGAGGACCAGCGGCGGGAACUGGGUGCUGUGCACUCCUGGGUCCGGAAGGGCCAGCUCCCUCAGGCCCUUGAUGUGAUGGCCUGUGUGGACUGUGGUAGCAGCACCCAAGACCCUGGCCACUCUGAUCAUCCACUCUUCUCAGAGCUGGACGGACUGGGGCUGGAGCCCAUGGAGGAGGGUGGAGGCGAGGGUGAGGGUGGUGAGGAGCCUGGGGCCCAAGCUGAGGCCAAGGUCUCAGGCUCUCAGGACUCAGCCAUGGAGGAGGAAGAACAAGGUGGGAGCUCAUCCAGUCCAACCUUACCAACUGCAGAAAAUGGCACCAGCUAGACUCCAUUUGGGGGCCACUUCCUGGAGUCCUUGAGAGGCUUCCUUUUCCCAUGUUGCUACUUGCACGUGGCUGGACCAACUAGUAGGAAACUGCCCCAGCUUCUCCCACUGUAGGGGCCAGGAUCCCCAUCACCAGCCCAGGAUCUGGGGGCUGCUUCUGGCCUCUUAGGGAACAGCAGGUGGAAAUUUUCAGCCCAGCCCAGAGGAGUGUCCCCUCUUACUCCUAGUGAAGAGUCCUUUCCUCUGGGUAAGGUUGCUGAUAAGCUGCUGAAAUGGUCUCUAAAUCCCAGCUGAGCCUGAAUCUGGUCCCCAGGGUUGGGGCUGUACUUAUUUAUUGGAGGAGACAGCUAGCUCUCCUGCUUCUUCCCCAGAUGGGAGAAGGGGAGUCUGGGGCCCAAGCAGAAUCCAAGGGUUUGAACCCCUAGCUGCUCCAGGGUGGAGGAGGUUGGUGGACCAUGGAGUCCCUGGUGCUGCCCCUCAGGUGGGACCCAGGCGUUCUCAGCUCUACCCUCUACCAAUGGCAUUUGUGUUUUUGAUAUUGUGUCUGUUAUUUUUUAAUACAAAAAGAAAAAAAUACCCA
Messenger RNA from Heterocephalus glaber (naked mole-rat), 6662 nucleotides. RefSeq names its product period circadian regulator 1 (gene Per1). Gene Ontology annotation, biological process: negative regulation of transcription by RNA polymerase II; entrainment of circadian clock by photoperiod; circadian regulation of gene expression. The record is from RefSeq and is a predicted model, not a curated record. Gene Ontology annotation, cellular component: cytoplasm; nucleus. Gene Ontology annotation, molecular function: transcription cis-regulatory region binding; transcription corepressor binding. Lineage: Eukaryota; Metazoa; Chordata; Mammalia; Rodentia; Bathyergidae.